Molecule: messenger RNA, 2109 nt
Organism: Paraglomus occultum
Lineage: Eukaryota; Fungi; Glomeromycota; Glomeromycetes; Paraglomerales; Paraglomeraceae
Source: the annotation of a GenBank genome assembly
AUGAGCACGGCGCCACCUUCAACGUAUAAACGAUAUAUUAUUCUAUUAAUAGUCUGGCUUAUUUGUCAGCAGUUCAUGAUAGUUAGUGCAAUAGAGGACACUGACCAGAUCGACGACAUUUUAGUGGCAGAUUCUCCAUCAAGAGUAGAAGGAGAAACAACCGAAGCAGACCCCAUCCCAAAACUCUCUAGUUGUGACGAGAUAGAUUUCAUUUGCAAGUACAAACUGUUCAAAGAAAAAGUAGAUGCCAGUCGCGACGAAAUCCAAGAAGAUUACUCACUUACAUUUAAACAAAAAGAAGAACGAAUAUCUAGAUUGGACGCUAAACUCAAGGGUGUAACUGCUCUCAUAGACUUCACCGUUGACGUCUUGCACUUAUUCGACAGGGCAAUUAACGUUUCCAUAAUAGCCAAAUCGGAUCUUGAAUUGAAACAAGAAACUCUUAAAUUACUUUACAACUUCAAAAGCUCGAUCCUAAAUAUAUCAGACGUUGACUCGAUUGAGAACAUACUAUACGGUUAUUACCCCGAUAAGAAGCAAGUCGAAGAAGACAACCCAGAAUAUAAUAAGCAUGAUUCGCAAGAUGGUAUUGCCAUGGAAAUGGUUGACAGCGUACUACAGGAAGUUAAAUACUCUGCCGAUUUGCUCGAGGAAAAAAUGCACCACAAAGGAUAUAGACACGCAGCGGACAAUGGAAAAAUACAUGAAGUUGUGGAGACUGUUAUUAGACUUGAAGAGUUAGAGGAAGAAGAAACAGGUGAAAACGAUGAUUUAACUGACGAGAAUGGAAAGCAUGAGAAUGAAGAUGGUUCGCAUAGCCAUGGACAUGCGAAAGUGAUUACUCUGAUUGACAAAGAGCACAAUGAAUACGUUUUGACAAGGCCUAAUGAUUUGACAAUGUUCUAUGAAGACGCUCGCUUGCUGAACGAUAUAAUACUUAUAAUAGUUGCAGCAUUCGUACUUGGCUGGCUAUUAAAUACGAUUGGUCUACCUGCGUUCCUUGGAUAUAUUCUCGCAGGCUGUUUACUCGGCCCAGCAGGAUACAAUGUAAUUCAAGAACUGAUACAAACCGAAACACUCUCCCAACUUGGUGUAAUAUUUAUCGUAUUCAUGCUAGGACUCGAAUUUUCAUUCGAGAAAAUUCGAAGAACGUGGAGAUUUGCGCUGGGUAGUGCGUCAUUUAUAAUACUUGUGACAUUGACUGUAUCACUUAUCAUUGGAUUCAUUGUUGGGUCGAACGGGAAAGAGGCUGCCUUCGUGGGGAUGUGCAUAUCAUUUUCGAGUACAGUUGUUGUUGAACGAUUAAGGUCCCAGGAUCUUGAACAGCUAUAUGGGCCUUUAGUGAUUCAGGAUAUAGUCUUUGGGUUGUUGUUGGCUGCUCUUCCUGCUUUGUCCAAAUCAGGCAUCCAAGCUAUUUUGGCGGUAGCAAGACUUUUUGUUUCUCUUGUCAUAUUUGGAGCAUUCAGCUUCCUAGUUUCGCGUAUUCUAGCUGCUAUACCUCUCAAGAGGGUUAAAGGGACAAAUGAAUUGUUUCUUCUUGGUGCAACCUCGCUCUGUCUACUCAUGUCACAAGUCGCCUGUUUUCUUGGUCUUGGCUUCGAGAUUGGAUGCUUUGUAGCAGGAGUUGUCAUACAUACUCGUAAACCUAAUUUUGAAUCACCUGUCAAUAUAAUCGAACCCGUGAGAGACAUAUUCUCCUGUCUCUUCUUUGCGAGCAUAGGCAUUCAUAUAUAUCCUUCCUUUUUAUACAACGAAGGUUUCCUGCUUCUUUCUCUUACUGCUGGCGUCGUAGGGUUUAAAUAUAUGACUGCUGGAGCUGCAUUGGUUACGUGCGGAUGGGAUGUUAGGCGAGCAGCGGUUAUGGCGAUUGGGAUGGCACAAAUUAGCGAGUUUGCAUUUGUACUCGGCAGUCGUGCUAAAGCUGCUGGCAUCAUCUCGCGUGAAGUGUAUUAUUUGUUGUUGACAACAACAUCGUUGAGUUUAGUGGUGACUCCAGUAUUGUGGAACAUUUUUGGGUCAGGACAAGAAUCAUCCCAUCGUACAACCAAAGAUGGUGAAUUUCCACUUCCACUUCCAUUUUCUGCCAAUAACAGUGGGAAAUAUGAAUGA